UCUUCCUCACCAAAAAACCAAUAUCCAAUCCAAUCCAAUCCAAUCCAAUCAUCGGUAUUGGACACUCUUCUUCGACUAAAUCAAAACUCAAAUUCUUAUCUCUUCAACCACAACACAUUAGGAGGAUAAUCUUAUUCGUGAAUUCAUACUCCAAGAAAAACCAGUAAUUUCUCAUCACAAAUUCGCAAUACGCAAAAAGAUGUCGGUGAAAGGAGCAGCCCUGCAGAAAGAUGUUCCGUGGAGGGCGUCGACGGCUGCAAAACCUAUUCCUAAAAUUCACCACUCUCCCAUUCUCCGCCUCCCUCAGAAUCCUUAUUCUCAAUUUGCCCUUUCUGUUAUGAAGCAUGAUGAUCCAAUUGGGAGUGGCCUAGGGAAAGAGGCUGUGGUUGAAGCUGCAGGGCCAGACUGCAUUGUGCCUGGGCAAACUGUACCCAUCAAGUUACUUGGUCUCAAGGUAUGGCCAAUAGAAGUGGACUUGAAGUUUAUGGAACCUGUUGGGCGGGAACUCAAAUCAAUUGGCAAAUUCAUGGAUUCAGCCGUUGAUCUUAUGAACAAGUCGUUUAUUGAUCGCUAGCGAGAUUAUCAAGUGUGCUGCUAGCAGCGUAUCUGGAGAGGGAAGCCAAUAUUUUUUUAUGUAAUAAUCUGAAUGUGUUGUAUUUUUGGUGUGGAGGCCUGUACAUUCAAGAGUUGAAUCAAAUGAGCGAUACCAUUCAAGUGA
Molecule: messenger RNA, 718 nt
Organism: Salvia hispanica
Lineage: Eukaryota; Viridiplantae; Streptophyta; Magnoliopsida; Lamiales; Lamiaceae
Cellular component (GO): chloroplast envelope
Source: RefSeq, a predicted model, not a curated record